This is a messenger RNA of Eruca vesicaria subsp. sativa (arugula), 474 nucleotides long. Lineage: Eukaryota; Viridiplantae; Streptophyta; Magnoliopsida; Brassicales; Brassicaceae. The record is from the annotation of a GenBank genome assembly.
AUGAAGAGAAAGAUUCCGACUUGGCCUUGGUGGUUGUUAGGUGGUAAAAAGGAGAAAGAGACGGAAGCUCUUAAGUUCCCUGCAAAGAUUAAUCGAGACAAAGGAAGAGUUAUCAAGAGGAAGGAGAUGGAACUUGAGAGCUUUGGUUCUUCUGGCUCUGAAUCUGCAGCUCAGGAUGGGCCCGAGUGGUCUGUUGGAUGGACUGAGCCACAUGGACCUGGUUUCCAAACCGAUGAAGAAGGAGAUGAUGGUGGCUUCUUAGUUUUGGUUCCUUGUUACAAAGCUGUUGUUGAAGGUUCUAGUAAUAACCAGCUCUUGUCUGCUGUCAAGAAUCUCCCCAACGGUUGGUCUCCUGUUUUCUCCUCAUCCAAAGUGCUCAAGUUUUUCAACCAAAAUGCGCAGAUGGGAAGAACUAUAUGGAGCAAUGGCUUUCAUCUCUGCAGAACCUUUGACCAGGUCUCCUUCCUUUUGUAG